Messenger RNA from Olea europaea var. sylvestris, 5010 nucleotides. Its product is annotated as ATP synthase subunit alpha, mitochondrial-like. Gene Ontology annotation, biological process: proton transmembrane transport; proton motive force-driven ATP synthesis. The record is from RefSeq and is a predicted model, not a curated record. The coding region runs from base 3199 to 4560 and encodes 453 amino acids. The transcript has a single exon. Lineage: Eukaryota; Viridiplantae; Streptophyta; Magnoliopsida; Lamiales; Oleaceae. Gene Ontology annotation, molecular function: proton-transporting ATP synthase activity, rotational mechanism; ADP binding; ATP binding.
GGAAGGGCUUAGAAGAGAUUAGUGCUUUGGUUAACAGUAGAAAUUUUCCCUCGUAAGACCGAAUUAAUUAACAAGCCACCAUAGUCAAAGAGUCUCUUUUGGGGGAGCCCAGGAAGUUAAUUCCCAAUAAGGAUAUCCCCAUAGCCAAUCUAUUAACUAUGAAAGGUACCCCAAUAGGAAAAGCACCAAUGAGAAAGGGCGAAUCACCCACCAAAGCUGUGGAAGUAGGGAUUCAAGCGAAGAAUAGCCCUAGUCUGAUAGCGGAGUCUUCUAUCUAUGACGUAUAACCUAAGUGUGGGGAUCUGAAGGACACUUUGAUAGUCAACUACAAAAGGCCGGCUUCAGUCCAUAUGAAAAGAAAAAGCAAAGGGUGGCAGCUCUCUUUAAUAGGUCUAUCGAGCCUGAGUUUGGGCUGUAAUGAGAAGGGGGUGUACAAGGCUGGGCAUCCGAUCUUUAUUGUUCAAUGUAAGUUCCUUGAAUGCUCUUUCUUAAGCAAGCUGAACCUUCAUUCCCUUGGGUUAGGAUUAAGGUUGGGGUGGUCUUCCUUCUACCUAUCGAAAAAGGAAAGGUAAGCGCAAGAUAGUGAAGAAAUAAUCUGAUUCCCCCACCAAUGGUUACGGUAAUCCAAGUCUUGUUUAGCCGUUUUACCCGUUUGAUAAGUAGAUCCCCGGUGGUUGUAAGGUAAGGGUUGUCCAAAAUCAUUGAAGCAACUGGCCGAGCCUUGCCACGGCGACUAGCAGCUGGGCCGGUCGAGAAGUAGUUGGAUAGGCCGAGCCACCUAUCUACCCCAUCCCUUUCAAUUCGUUUAUCUGUUCUCUUUCUCGCCUCCGAAACAAUCAAUCAUAAAGUCAUGAAAUGUUAACUUAUUACCUGUUUUCCUUUCUUUAUGACCAGCAAAACUCACUCGCGGGAACGGGAGCUGGGUUGGCUCCGUACCGGCUGAGGGCAUUAGCACUCGACUGAUAGGGACAGCUCAAUCCGAGCUAAUCUCUCCGAGGCCAUCAAUGUAUCUCUUGUCUCGGAUUCAGUCUGAUUCCCGGCUUCUAGGCUUUCCACCCGGUUGAGAGAUGCGAUGAGCCAAGCGCGUGCAGUUAGGGAAGUUCCUUCCGUGUCUAUUCGAUAACCGGCUACGUCAAUCGAACUACUCAAUUCCUUUGGACCGACUACUGACUGAGCAAGGGAUGAGAUCAUUCUUUACUCGCUUUCUUCGGUUCAAUAGCCACCACUAGUCACAGUUGGGGGGCAUGGGAUUGACCCAUUGAUGGGAACAACGGAGAAAGGAAUAGGUGAGCUUGCAGAAAUUGAAGUGCCAGGAUCAGACGAGAGAUUGGGAACGGGACCUGCAGGGGGAUAGCUUUUAUCGAGGAGCAGACUUAUACACCUUGGACUUCUUGGAUAGCCAGGUGAACAUCUACGACGGUGGAUAGGAAAAUGUUGGAGUAUCGGGGAAAGAAGCGUGAAGAGCCCCUACCUAAGCUAUAGCAAUAGCGCGAAGGAAUGGAUUAGGGCGUCAGGCGGGGUAGGUUAAAUGUGGGAUAAGAAGAGCUUUUCAGGCUGAAGAAGCCUAUUUCCUGUCAAGGAAAAGGGGGGUGUUCUUUCUUUUCCAGAGGGGAUGAAGCUGAGCUGGAAUUCAUGAUUCUCAUAAGAAGGGAUCAUAAAGAAAGGCCAGGAUUUUUGCUUAAAGCCGAUUUCCAACCUAUGACUGAGAAAACUAGAUGAAUCAAGGUUCGAGGACUGACCGGGCGAUGAAGUCAGCCCAGCCUUUCAGGUUUAAGGAUAUUGGAGGAAAGUACUUACUAAUUUAUGCCUGGCCGCCAGAAAAGCCUACUGGUCUUUCGAUCCAGAACAACUAGGAGUCGAGUUGCCCUUUUCUCUCAAAGUCUUUUCCUUGGCACUGAAUUCUAUCAACCCGGCUUUCAGAUUACUGCUAAGAACAGGCUUAAGCUCUUAUGCUGUAGCUAAGCAAUAAGAAGAUUCAUCUGCUUAACACAUGCAUAUCGGACAAACACGACUGUCUAUCUGUUUAACACAUGCGUAUUGGACGAUCGCUAGCUAUGAUCUAAUCAUACGAAAAGACCGGUCUUGGUCUUGACCGGAUUCUAAGGAUUGAUUAUUAUAGGCAGCGAGGAAGCACCGGGAAGACAAUCAGAAUCAAAUAUGCCCGGUAUGAGAAUGAAAUUGAAGAGCCAGGCAUAGGCAUAUCUUAAUAGGUAGUGAAUAAAUUCCAUUUAAGAAAUGAAACGAGACAUCACCAUGCAUACAAUAGCUACGAGCUAACGUAAGCGCUGUUGCACGAGUACUGUAUCACGAGUACACUAACAAGAGAGGAACGAUGAGCGGAAAUCAGUAGUCAUUCUGCUACUUAUCAUUGGAGAAGAUAUUGCGUAUAAAUAAAGAGAGAGAUAGUCAGUCUCUUGACUCUUGAGCGGCUGAGAAUCUUAUGUCAAAAGGACCAACGACGAGCUAGGAUAAGAGAAGGAGGAGGAGUAGGAGCUAGGUUCAGUGAGAACUUUGUAGAAAGAAACGAAACUAUGGUACCUUUUUUGGAAUGAGGCUGUAACCCCUUUUUUAAGGGAGGUUACAGAGGCGCUUCCUCAGGUGCCCGAUGUACAAGCUACACUCUCUCAAGAGGCGCUGUCGCAUCCACCAAUCCCUGCUCCGGAAAGAAUAGAAAUAUCAUCCCCGGCAAUAAGUCAAACUGACCUCUGGGAUUUGGUAAAUGAGCAGCCCGGGGUGGGGGCAGCUCAGGAAGCUCAAGAGACGAUGCCGUAGGUUUCCGAUCAACAGGAAGCUGAAGAGGCUUCCCACCACUACGUAGAAAGGGAACGGCGGACUGGUGGAGAGAGCUUCAUCAAAUCUAUUUGCGGCUCCUCCGCGAGUACAGGGGAAAGGACGCCCUGCCUAAUGAGAAUUUCUUUUUCGAGAAAGCUCAAUCCAUCUUUGAUAGGAAAGGACAAAUACUCUUAAAGAUGGAGGAGCUUGAACCGGGUAGGGGCUGGCUUCUCAACGGGGCCCAAUUUCUCAAGACACAAAAGGGCCGAGACUAUUCUGUGAGUAAUCUCACUAAAAUCGUAGAAAGUCUUGAGCGCGAUGGUCACCCCCUUCUUUGCCCAUUUUUCUCUUUCGAAAAGAAACCACCGCCCUUGAUCGGAUCUAUCAGUAGCGGCAUUCUCCCUUGACUCUAUCUUUAAUUGAAUUAUGGAACUCUCUCCCAGAGCUGUAAAACUAACAACUCUAUUAGAAAGUAGAAUUAGCAACUUUUACACGAAUUUUCAAAUGGAUGAGAUCGGCCGAGUGGUCUCAGUUGGAGAUGGUCUUGCACGUGUUUAUGGAUUGAACGAGAUUCAAGUUGGGGAAAUGGUUGAAUUUGCCAGCGGUGUGAAAGGAAUAUCCUUAAAUCUUGAGAAUGAGAAUGUAGGGAUUGUUGUCUUUGGUAGUGAUACUGCUAUUAAAGAAGGAGAUCUUUUCGAACGCACUGGAUCUGUUGUGGAUGUUCCUGCGGGAAAGGCUAUGCUAGGGCGUGUGGUCGACGUGUUGGGAGUACCUAUUGAUGGAAGAGGGUCUCUAAGCGCUCACGAACGAAGACGUGUCAAAGUGAAAGCCCUUGGGAUUAUUGAACGUAAAUCUGUGCACGAGCUUAUGCAAACAAGGUUAAAAGCGGUAGAUAGCCUGGUUCCUAUAGGUCGUGGUCAACGAGAACUUAUAAUCGGGGACCGACAAACUGGAAAAACAGCUAUUGCUAUCGAUACCAUAUUAAACCAAAAGCAAUUGAACUCAAAGGCAACCUCUGAGAGUGAGACAUUGUAUUGUGUCUAUGUAGCGAUUGGACAGAAACGCUCAACUGUGGCACAAUUAGUGAAAAUUCUUUCAGAAGCGAAUGCUAAAGCAAUAGCUAAACUAAUCAAUCUCAUAACCGCUUCUUAUUAUCAAAAACUCCUAAUCAUUAUUACAUUUUUCAGUGUCUUUUAUUGGAUUUGUAUGAGACUCGGCUCCCUUGACCUUUUUCAGGCCCUACUUUCAAGGGUUGUGGUGCUUAUGGGGACUAGAGCCCUCUCUUUCCUUCUAAUCAAGCUGAGCUGCUCCGUGGGGCUUGCCUUAACCAUUGGACUUGUUUUCAAGGCCUUCCUCACAGCGGAGGCCACACCCUUUAUUACAUAUAUGGCUCCUUCGGGCUCCACGCCAGUGACUUCGGGUGUCCUUUCACAAAGUAACCUUGUUCUGGAGGGGCGCCCUGUUCUGGAGGGGAUACCUGUUCCGGAGGAACAUACGUGGGAAGCCGUGGCCUCCCCUUUCUACUGUUCCAGCGUUGUGCACAUCCCUGGAGAAAUUCAGGACCCACUGACCCUAUACAAAUUAUCCAAAUUGAAUGGGUUUUUGAUGUUUUUACAACAGGAUAUUUUCAGAGUCAUUGAGCCGGGCUAUACUAAAGCCAUCCAACAAGAAUUGGACCAAACUGCCACGGGCUCACUCCCGGCUAAGCUAGACUCUAUCAUUAGGAGAGAGCGCGCACGGUUUCAAAUCCAAGAGCAAGGCGGCGGAGGAAGUUCGGCUGGGUCUUAGUCAGUUGGGGAUGGGCUCCGAACUAUGAGAGUUUGCUUUUGUUUUAUCUUUCUAAAAGCGGUCUGAUCAAAUGAGGGAUUAGACCACUCCUGGUGUUCGAACUAGUCAUUAAUGGUCGGCUUAAUUAGUACCCUUUCGGUAUGUGUAGUGAACACUUUCAUUUUUAGCCUCUCAUCUUCUCUAGAGAAGCAAAACUCGAACGGAUAGAACAGAUGGUCCAACUACAUAACUUUUUUUUUUUAAUUACUUCCAUGGUCGUGCCUCGUGGCACGGCAGCACCCGUACUAUUGAAAUGGUUCGUCAGUAGAGAUGUUCCCACAGGUGCCCCUUUUUCCAAUGGUACUAUAAUUCCUAUUCCUAUCCCUUCAUUCCCUCUUUUGGUCUAUCUACAUUCCAGGAAAUUCAUACGCUCCACAGACAGAGCAAAAAGUGGAGUCUUGGUUAGAGCAA